UUACUCUGCGUAGAAGCUAAAAAGAAUUUAGCCCACACAAAUGGGUGUGUAUCGGUAUGAAUAUGAUCUGCAACUGCAACCGAGAACACUGGUUCACUCUUCGAUCGGAACUGUAAGUCUCAUCUUCCCCAAUUCCCCAAGGCGCUUUCCGGUGGCAAAUUCAUCUCUUCAAUGACGCAAUAAUGGUGAACUGAAUCUUUCUUCAUUCACAAUGUCUAAUCUCCAUUGUUCGGGCACUCAUUCCUCUUGGAUUCUCAUUUUCCAACAAAAAUCCGAUUCAGAAAUGUCCAAAUGCCGCAAUUGCAGAGCUUCUCCUCUCUCUCAACCUUGAGGUUUGGGAAUACUUUGUUUCUCUCUCCAUAUCUCGCAAUUUCUUGAUUGCUUCUUCCUGUACCAGGAAUUUCUUCUUCUUCCUCCUUGCAGACCGUGUACUACCGUGUCUGGAUUCUUGAACUAGUUUUAUGUAUAAUGGUUCCAUGUCUCUCAUAUACGCAUGACGUUUUUCCGAGUAAGAAUUUUUCCCUGACCUCAAGAGGGAACAUCCGAGCGAAGAAGGCUCUCUUCUUGCUUCAAAACUGCAAGAAUUUCAAACAGCUCAGGCAAAUCCAUGCCAAAAUCAUUCGUAGCGGCCUUUCUAACGAUCAAUUACUUACUAGGAAACUGAUUCAUCUCUACUCUUCUCAUGGAAGAAUAGCGUAUGCGAUUUUUCUAUUUAAUCAAAUCCAGAAUCCUUGUACGUUUACUUGGAAUCUGAUAAUUAGGGCCAACACUAUCAAUGGUCUCUCCGAAGAAGCCCUCAUGUUGUAUAAGAACAUGGUGUGUCAAGGAAUUGCAGCCGAUAAGUUUACAUUUCCAUUUGUCAUCAAAGCUUGUACAAUUUUCUUUGCCAUUGACCUAGGAAAAGUAGUUCAUGCGUCUUCAAUCAAAUACGGAUUUUCAAGGGAUACAUUUGUGCAAAACAAUCUAAUAGAUUUUUACUUUAAGUGUGGACAUAAACAUUGUGGUUUGAAGGUGUUUGAGAAAAUGCGUGUUUGCAAUGUGGUGUCAUGGACAACCAUGAUAUCUGGGCUGGUCUCUUGUGGUGAUGUACAGGAAGCAAGAAGGAUAUUUGAUGAAAUGCCAUCUAAAAAUGUUGUUUCAUGGACAGCAAUGAUAAAUGGGUAUAUUAGAAAUCAACAGCCUGAAGAAGCUCUUGAACUAUUUAAGAGAAUGCAGGCUGAGAAUAUUUGUCCAAAUGAGUAUACAAUGGUGAGCUUGAUCAAAGCAUGUACUGAAAUUGGAAUCUUAAGUGUUGGUAGAGGGAUUCAUGACUAUGCCAUCAAGAACAGUUUCGAAAUUGGUGUUUAUCUUGGCACGGCUCUAAUUGACAUGUACAGCAAAUGUGGUAGUAUAAAGGAUGCAAUAGAAGUUUUCGAGACGAUGCCCAGAAGAAGUUUACCGACAUGGAACUCAAUGAUCACUAGCUUGGGAGUACAUGGGUUGGGGCAGGAAGCUCUCAAUCUUUUCAGUGAGAUGGAAAGGGAAAAUGUGAAGCCAGAUGCAAUCACGUUCGUAGGCAUUUUAUGCGCUUGUGUACAUAUGAAGAAUGUAAAGGCAGGCUGUGCUUACUUCAAACGAAUGACACAACAUUAUGGUAUUGCACCAAUUCCUGAGCAUUACAAGUGUAUGGCUGAGCUUUAUGCUCGUUCUAAUUCCUUGGAUGAAGCCUUGAAUCAACAAAAGUGAUGUCGAUGGAACCCAAUGAGGAUUCCUUGGCUUUUCUGUUGAAUAAUGAGUAAAGAAAUAUGCAAAUGCAGGAGGUCGCAAGUUUGGCCAACGGCCCUUCUCUUUGUUUUGAUGCCAGAGCUAAGCAGGUGCGGAAUUUUCUGUUGAAUUUUUUAGCUUACUACUUGCUUUUCACUGUCAUUUUAUACACUGGAAAAAGGGGGUUUUCAUGCUCUUGCAUAGUAUACAACAAACUUAAUUGUUAUUGAUUCUUAUUGCAAUAGGUAUACCCUGUUGAUUUCAAUGAAUUUGAAAUUGUUGAUAGAAAAAUAGGUGUAAUAUACAAGAGUUAAACGUGCAUUCAUUAUUUUUAUGUUGUGCAAA
Messenger RNA from Benincasa hispida (wax gourd), 2088 nucleotides. RefSeq names its product Tetratricopeptide repeat (TPR)-like superfamily protein. NCBI's taxonomy places the organism in Eukaryota, Viridiplantae, Streptophyta, Magnoliopsida, Cucurbitales, Cucurbitaceae. Gene Ontology annotation, molecular function: RNA binding; protein binding. The record is from RefSeq and is a predicted model, not a curated record. Gene Ontology annotation, biological process: RNA modification.